CCACGACUCUGCUUUGACUUUCCGCUGCAGCACAAUUUAUGCACCACCGAAUAUAUUCAUCCAAAUUGUAGUCGACAAUUGUGCACAUCUACUGGUUUCUAUUCAUGAUUCACCUGCCUGGGAGCACAACCAGCCGACACGGAACCCCAGGCGCAUAGACGCGACAGCCUGUCCUCUUCCAACUAAUUAUUCAACAAUCCCACUACAAUGUCUGCCGCCGUCGAAGAUGCGGUACCUGCAGCAUCUUCUGCCAAUGCUGGCCAGGGCACCGAGGCAUCCAACAAGUUCCAACACGCUGUGACAGCAUGGAGAACAAUCGAUCUCACAACGCUUACUUCUAACCUCGACACUACAGCUUCCGACAUUGUCGCAUACCAGAGAGACUCGACAGUACAAAGAAAGGAUCUAGCCCAAAAGACAAAGGACUUUCGCAAGCUAGACGACUCUGCCAAGUUGACCGAAGUCAAGAGCCUGCUCAAAGCAUAUCAAACAUUCAUCGAUCUCUUGGCGAACCACUCCAAAUCUGUUAAUUCUGCCUUUCUCCAGGCAUACACCUCCAUCUCCGAAGCCCCCGAUCCAUAUCCUCUCCUAGAAGCAUCGGUUGAUGCCAUGCUGGUGGCAGAGGAGACGGUGCCAAAGCUCUCAGCCGAAAAUAGACACCUCCAUGAGACGGUAUCGAAGCUGACAUCGCAGCUCGAGGAGACCGAGGCAAAACUUCAGUCCGAAAUCUCAGCCAAGAAGGAGCUUGAGGAUACGCUAGAGAAGAGAGUUAAGGAUGUUGAAGCCACAUGGACAGCCGUUAUGGAGGAGAAGAAGGACAACUGGGAAGCCAAAGAAAAGAGUCUGGAAGAAAAGGUCGAGAAUCAGGAUCGUCUGCUCAACGAGAUGAAGGCUACCUACGAAGUCAACCAGCGCCUGGGUAAGACUGGCGAAGAUGGCGAGGCUCAGCGCAGCCAGGCAUCUACUGCGGAGAUUGAGAUGCUCCAUUCAGAUCUUGAACGAACCAGUGCCCGUCUUGCCGAGAUUGAGACGAGAAACGAACGCCUCCGCCUGGAUCUCGCCCAAGCCAAGUCUUCGGCUACGUCACAGACCAAGACGUCGCUGGAGGACGAUCCCGACUACAUGCGCAUGCGCUCCGAAAACUCGUCUCUGAUCCGUAAACUCGACUCCUCCAGGCUGGAAAAGGAUAGCCUGAAGAGAGACCUAGACGUCAAGCUGCGAUCUGCCGAGCGAGCGGCUAGUGCACUCAAGGAAGAGCGUGACACACUCAAGGAGAAGCUGACCAAGUGGAGCGACUACGAAGAAGUCAAGCAAGAGCUUGACGUCUUAAAGAGCAUUGAAUUUUCAACUGGAGACGACGACGAAGUCGCAGAGCAGGGAGGCGAUGGCGAAAAGGGAAACACUCUGGAGAAGCUGCUGCUGGGCCGCAACAAGAAGCUUGGCGAUGAGCUCACCAUCCUGCGUGUAUCACACCAAGACCUUCAGACACGGCUGGGUAGCAUCCAGGAAGACUUGUCGCGGACCAAUGCUGAGCUAGAGCAGUCUCAAAAGCUCAACGAGAAGCUGGAGAGCGACCUGGAGAAUAUGCAAGCCGAAGGUGCCAAUCUCUUCCCGUCAGGUGUCUCUGUGGCUGGCACAUAUGUGACGCGAGCACCAACACGAAAGGGCAAGAUCUCACCAACGUCCUCCAUUAUUAGUGGCCUCGACCCUCGCAGCUCAUAUGGCGAACGUGACGCCCCGGCAGCCAGCGCAGGCAUCCUGCCCAUGGUAACAGCACAGCGAGACCGAUUCAAGAAGAAGAAUGUGGAGCUUGAGCGGGAUCUCUCCGACAGCCACGCGACAGUGCAGCAGCUCCGUCAAGAGGUGGCGGCGCUACAAAAGGACAACCUGAAUCUCUACGAAAAGACCCGCUACGUAUCGACCUACAACCAGAGUGGUGCGACGGCUGCUGCCUAUGGCGGAAACCACAACCCAUCAUCCGUUACAAUUGGCGGCACAGGCACGCCAGGCAUGGAGAUGGACCGAUACCGUCAAGCGUACGAAUCCAACCUGUCGCCUUUUGCAGCCUUCCGCGGCCGCGAGUCAGUACGCGCGUACCGACGCAUGAGCCUGCCAGAGCGAGCAGUGUAUUCCAUCACGCGCAUCGUACUGGCAUCGCGCAUGAGCAGAAACAUCUUUGCGGCAUACUGCGUGGCGCUGCACGUCUUGGUCUUUAUGACAUUGUACUGGAUGCGCUCGGCAGACGCAAACACGGCACGAGGGUCAACCAAGGGGGCGGCAUGGAAGAAGGACGGAUUUAACGCGUGAUGAUAAAAGGCUAUUGAUGGGUGACCACGACGCCGUACCUGUAUUUUAGGACCAUAUUAAUACACACACACACACCUUGACACAUAUGAAAUGCAUCCUGUAUAUGCACAGCAGCAGCCAACCAGACACAAAGGUAGAGGCACCGCCAAGCUAAGAGGGACACACACAGGGUCUCCAAGCAGGGAGAUGAUGUGCGUGCGUGCAUGAACCGGAUUGUCUCUGAUCUUGCAGCCGCCGGCCGCAUCGCGCGACCAGCGCCGAGAGCCAAUCAUCUGGUGGGCCGUUGCACCGGCACUUCAGGCCAAGUAUCAUGGGAAUUACCAUGCAUAGCUAUGAAUAGUGUCUUUUUCUGUACUCCUCGCC
Molecule: messenger RNA, 2670 nt
Organism: [Torrubiella] hemipterigena
Lineage: Eukaryota; Fungi; Ascomycota; Sordariomycetes; Hypocreales; Clavicipitaceae
Source: the annotation of a GenBank genome assembly